AGGUACUAUCAUUCAGCGAGAGCGGCAGGGCACUCCAUCCCAGCAUCGGAGCAUUCAACCAUCACAUCUUGGGGAGUAGAGUGUGAAGUGGACGCGAUGAGAAAUAUGUUGCUGCAAUAUCCACAUGGCUUGGUGGCUUGCGUUAGUGAUUCCUUUGAUGUUUUCAAAGCAUGCCGCGACUAUUGGGGCGAUGAAUUGAAAAGUUUAAUCAAAGGGCGAAUCUCUGGCGACACUUGGGGUCGACUUGUAGUGCGUCCAGACAGUGGAGAUCCAACUGAGACCUGCGUGCAGAUUGUGACGAUCUUGUGUGAGCAAUUCAAGGAGGAUGUCGUGACAACAAAGACAGGACACAAGCUCUUGCCAGCAUACAUCCGCGUCAUUCAAGGGGAUGGUGUGGACUAUGAGUCAAUCCCGAAGAUCCUUGGAGCGUUGAAGGAUGCAGGCUUCGCAGCAGACAACAUGGUUUUUGGCAGUGGCGGGGCGCUGCUACAGAAGUUGAACCGUGACACCUUCAAAUGUGCCUUCAAAUGUUCAGAGAUCACGGUCAAUGGGCAAACCCGGGAAGUCUUCAAGGACCCCAUCACCGACAAGGGAAAAGCAUCAAAAAGAGGCCGGCUCACGGUGCAAUUGGCAGCGGAUACCAGUGGCAGUGAUGAGGACCGUUACAAGCCCCGGCAAGAUGAGAACGGUGUUCCGGGAGGUGAAGGUUUUUUGCAUUACAGCGCUGAUGGCAACUAUGUCACUGUAGCGAGCGGGCGUGGUGACCCUACAAAGGACCUCUUGGUGGAAGUGUUUCGCGAUGGCAUCUUGUUAAAAGAUUGGACGCUGGAGGAGGUGAGAAAGAAAGCUGAUAUUCCCAACGGGCCAUUCAGCGGCCGGUCAAGCGAGUUGCACCAUUGAAACCUUGACAACGCACUCAUCAACACUGUGUUGAAGGACUUGAACGAGCGGACACCACCCUUGGAGGCAAUCAACGCCCUUUGUGGCAUGGUCUCACCUUUUCACUGUCUCACCCUUUCCAAUACAGCACAA
Molecule: messenger RNA, 1032 nt
Organism: Durusdinium trenchii
Lineage: Eukaryota; Dinophyceae; Suessiales; Symbiodiniaceae
Source: the annotation of a GenBank genome assembly